AUGCCUGUGGAUGCCGAGUCGGGGUUCAUCUGCCGGUACAGCAUGGACGGGACUACGGCUGGAAUCCCAAUGAUUGUCCCGAAUUGGGCGUCGGCUGAGAUAGCUUCGACUCACAUGCCAAGGGAUCCCUGCACAGUAUACUUCGAGAGAGCUCCUCGAAAGAAUGGAAGUGGAACGGGAGGCCCCUUUCAAUUCCGAUGGAUUUUCCGGGCCGAAUAG
Penicillium hordei is the source of this 219-nucleotide messenger RNA. RefSeq lists its product as uncharacterized. Bases 1 to 219 code for a protein of 72 amino acids. The record is from RefSeq and is a predicted model, not a curated record. The transcript has a single exon. NCBI's taxonomy places the organism in Eukaryota, Fungi, Ascomycota, Eurotiomycetes, Eurotiales, Aspergillaceae.